GAAUUGCGAUGCAUUCAGAUGCGUUAGUGGUACGUCAAUUUAAAAAGAUCAUAACCUAUAAAAGUUUGUUUUCAUAUUUAUUUUUUGAUAUUUGUUUGUUGGGACUCGCUAUUCAAUCGAGAUUUAAGCGAUGGGACAGAGCGACUCUGAUGGGGUUGUUGAAACGAAGCAUGUGAAGAAGUCAAAAAAGUCUUCGCGGUCUCCUGAAGGAGAAAGAAAGAAGCGAUAUGGAGGUAGAAAACGACAAAGGUCUUCGUCGAGGGACUCAAAUAGCAGAUCAAGAAGAGAAAGAUAUAGAGACUUGGAUAGACCAGCAGAGGAGGAUGAGGAAGAAUAUCCAAGGUAUUAUGGAGACGAUAAAAGGAGGAACAAUGAUCGGUACUGGAGUAAAUAUCCAAAGAGAGAGGAGGAACCUGUAAUUGGAACCAGAUACUAUGAUGUGGAGGAAAAAGAAAGUAAUGGAAAAGAGGAUCAUGAUAUUGAUCAAAUAGAUGAGAAGCAAUCUGCUCCAGUUGUCGCAAGGCAAAGAAAGAAUGUAGAUUUGCUCACCUCAAAGACUGGAGGUGCUUAUAUUCCCCCUGCCAAGCUCAGAUUGAUGCAAGCACAAAUCACAGAUAAAACGUCUGUGGCAUAUCAGAGAAUUGCUUGGGAAGCUCUGAAAAAAUCCAUUCAUGGACAUAUUAAUAAGGUUAAUACAUCCAACAUUAAGAUCAUAUCGAUGGAGCUGAUGCGCGAGAACAUUGUGAGAGGUAGAGGCCUUUUGUGUAAAUCAAUAAUACAGGCUCAGGCAGCCUCCCCCACGUUCACGAACGUGUACGCCGCUCUGGUAGCCAUCAUCAACUCCAAGUUUCCGAACAUAGGAGAAUUGCUUCUCAAGAGACUGGUAUUGAGUUUCAAGCGUGGUUACACUCAGAACAAUAAAGUGACUUGUAUCUCGUCUACCACUUUCAUUGCUCACCUGAUAAACCAAAGAGUGGCUCAUGAAAUUUUAGCUUUGGAGAUACUCACUUUGCUUGUGGAAAACACCACUGACGAUUCGGUGGAAGUGGCGAUAGGAUUUCUCAAGGAGUGCGGUCAAAAGUUGUCGGAAGUUUCUCGGAGAUCUAUCAACGCCAUCUUCGAGAUGCUGAGGAACAUCCUGCACGAAGGGAAACUAGAGCGUCGCAUCCAGUACAUGAUUGAGGUGAUGUUCCAAGUGAGGAAAGACGGAUUCAAAGAUCACGUCGCUGUUGACGAAGAACUCGACUUGAUAGACGAAAGCGAUCAGUUCACACAUCUCAUAUCUUUUGAUAGCGUUGAACGCAACGAAUCUAACGAUGUUCUAAAUGUGUUUAAGUUCGAAGAUGACUAUGAAGAAAACGAGGACAAAUAUAAAGCACUAAGCAAAUAUAUCCUGGAUCAUUCGUCUAGCGACGAAUCGGGAGAUGAUGAAGAUGAUGACGACGACGAAGAUGAUGAUGACGACGAGGACGGAUCAAAUGAUGAAGAAGGUGAAGGUGCAAAAGGAGUGGCCGAGGGUGGUACCAAGAUUAUAGACAUGACCGAAACCAAUUUGACGGCGCUAAGGCGAACCAUCUACUUGACCAUACAGUCCAGUCUAAACUUCGAGGAGUGCGCACACAAGCUGAUGAAAAUGAAGCUGAAACCAGGACAGGAAAUAGAAUUGUGCCACAUGUUUUUAGAUUGCUGUGCCGAACAGAGGACAUACGAGAAGUUCUACGGUCUUUUGGGACAAAGAUUCUGCCAGAUCAACAAAGUCUAUGUGGAUGCCUUCGAGCAAAUCUUCAAAGAUACGCACGCCACCGUCCACAGACUCGGUACGAACCAGUUGAGAAAUGCCAGCAAAUUCUUUGGUCACCUCUUAUUCACCGAUGCUAUCGGCUGGGAGGUGAUGGACGUCAUGAAGAUGAACCAACAUGACACGACGAGCUCCAGUCGAGUGUUUAUCAAAAUUCUUUUCCAAGAAUUGUCGGAAUGGAUGGGAAUGGAAAAACUAAACGUUAAACUAAAAGAUCCAACUAUGCAAGGAUCUUUCGCUGGAUUGUUUCCAAGGGAUAAUCCAGAAAAUACGAGAUUUGCAAUCAAUUUUUUUACAACAAUCGGUUUGGGCGGUCUGACAGAUGAGCUCAGGGGGCAUCUAACUAACUUGCCAAAAACCACAGUCCAAGACAACAAAGAAUCUUCCAGUAGCAGCAGUUCUAGUAGUAGCAGUAGCAGCAGCUCUAGUAGCAGUGAAAGUGAUUCAAGUGACUCAAGCAGUUCUAGUUCAGGUUCUAGUACAUCGUCGUCAAGUGACGAGGAUAAAAAAAAGUCCAAACAGAAGAAGAAGAAGAAAAUGAAAAGUAAGAGCAGCAGCAAGGGAAAAGGCAAAGAUGCGAAAGAUAGGCAGAAUGAAAAGGUACGCGGUAUCAAGGUACCACCAACCAUCUCUGUUGAUGACGGCAAAAAGAAGGAUUCUGAUAGAAGACGUAAGGAAUCUUCUGUGGAACGACGACAGAGAGAUGGAUCGGCUGAUAGACGGAGGAAGCAGAGAAAAAUUAAAUCAGAUAAUGAUGACUCCCACAGUAAGGACAGAAGGGCCGGCUUUGAACCUCCUACGGAGAGAAGAGGAAUGAAUUCGGGCGAUCGUAGAUGGCGAAAUGAUCGAAGGGAGCAAAGGUCAAGAUCGAAAUCACCCGACGCUAGGGACGGUAGAAAGAGGGACAGGAAAAGGCGGAACAGCAGAAAUUAAAUUCUUAUUAUAAUCGUUAACAAUUAUCACAAUUAUACGGUGUAAAUAUAUA
Molecule: messenger RNA, 2783 nt
Organism: Nicrophorus vespilloides
Lineage: Eukaryota; Metazoa; Arthropoda; Insecta; Coleoptera; Silphidae
Gene: ncm
Product: pre-mRNA-splicing factor CWC22 homolog
Exons: 6
Coding region: 131-2731 (866 amino acids)
Biological process (GO): mRNA splicing, via spliceosome
Cellular component (GO): catalytic step 2 spliceosome
Molecular function (GO): protein binding; RNA binding
Source: RefSeq, a predicted model, not a curated record